Messenger RNA from Corylus avellana, 2445 nucleotides. The record is from RefSeq and is a predicted model, not a curated record. NCBI's taxonomy places the organism in Eukaryota, Viridiplantae, Streptophyta, Magnoliopsida, Fagales, Betulaceae.
AUGGAAGACGGUGCAAGUACUGAAAUAUCUCCAGCAACAGGUUCGUCCUACAUAUCUACUCCUCCUAAAACAUCGUCUUCAAAUAUCUCAAGUGUGUCAAGUAUUGAAAUAUCUCCAGCAACAGGUUCGUCCUACAGCUCUACUCCUCCUAAAACAUCGUCUUCUAAUAUCUCAAGUGUGUCAAGUACUGAAAUAUCUCCAGCAACAGGUUCGUCCUACAGCUCUACUCCUCCUAAAACAUCGUCUUCAAAUAUCUCAAGUGUGUCAAGUAUUGAAAUAUCUCCAGCAACAGGUUCGUCCUACAGCUCUACUCCUCCUAAAACAUCGUCUUCUAAUAUCUCAAGUGUGUCAAGUACUGAAAUAUCUCCAGCAACAGGUUCGUCCUACAGCUCUACUCUUCCUCCUAAAACAUCGUCGUCUAAUAUCUCAUGUGUGUCAAGUACUGAAAUAUCUCCAGCAAGCAAUAAUUCAGCUGGGACAUCAAAAGGAAAGUCCCCAAUCCCAAGUGAAGAUCUUGAAGUCCAUCAAGGAGCCGCUCCUAAUCAUCACUCGAGUAUGACAAGUUCUGAAAUAUCUCCAGCAGGCAAUAAUUCAGCUGGGACAUCACAAGGAAAGUCCCCAAGCCAAAGUGAAGAUCUUGAAAGUGAAACUGAUGCGGACGAAAUAAUAUUACAUGAAAAGCGUACCACUGGUGCUCCCCUCCUUCGAGCUGCCAUAAGAGGUGAUUGGCCGGCUGCUAAGACUUUUCUUGAGGAAAACCCAGAGUAUGUUCAAGCUCCCAUAACUAGAGAAAAAUCGACAGUACUUCACAUUGCGGCGGCUGCACAACACACCACUUUUAUAGAAGGAUUGUUGUCUUUGGAAUUAGGGAUGACUCCGGAGGACGUGGCAAUAAUGCAAACCAGUUAUGGAUAUACGGCCCUUCACUCUGCUGCUCAAUCAGGGAACGUCGAUAUUGCUGAACAGCUAGUGCGAAAAAACAAAGAACUGCCAUUCGUCCGUAAUGAAGAAGAAGAAAUGGCACUCCAUGUUGCAGCUUAUCUAGGACAGACAAACUUGGUCUCGCAUCUAUUCUCUGAUAGUUUUUUUGAAAAGUUGACUCGUGAGGAACGCAUUAAGCUCUUUCAUUAUACUAUUUGCAAUGAUAUGUAUGAUAUAGCGCUGAAAAUUCUGGGAAUGGAUGCAGAAUUAGCAACUACCGACUAUAAAGGUAGCCCAUAUGGGUGGAAAGCUUUGCAAGAGUUGGCAAAGAAACCUUUUGCAAUUGGCAGCGAAAGCCGACCAUCAUACUGGAAAAGUUGCUUAAAUUCCUGGUUCAAAGGGGUCUAUAACAAAGAUUUGACAAAGACAAGAGACAACCAUCAUCAAUUAGUUGAUGACCUUUGGAAAAUGGUUCAAAUUCCAAGGAAACAGUUCUUACCAAACUGGGAUCGCUAUGAUGUGACUUUAAUUUUUGAAGCAGCAAAAAUUGGAAAUGUUGAAUUUCUAAUUGAACUUGCAAACUCUUAUCCUGACCUUUUAUGGCAACUAGACAAAACUCAAAUGAGCAUAUUUCACAUUGCUGUUUCAUGUCGCCAUGAGAGUGUGUUCAAUCUAAUAUAUGAGAUAGGUGGUAACAAAGAUAGCCUUGCAUCCUAUGCAAAUUCAAUAACCAAAGACAACAUGUUGCAUUUAGCUGGACAAUUGGCUCCUUUACAUCGACUAAAUAUCGUAUCAGGAGCAGCCCUUCAAAUGCAACGAGAGUUGUUGUGGUUUAAGGAGAUAGAAAAGAUUGUGCCACAGUCAUGCCUAAACAGCUUGAAUUCACAAAACAAAACACCUAAGCAAGUAUUUACAAUGGAGCAUUCAGAUUUGAGAAAAGAUGGUGAAAAGUGGAUGAGGGAAACAUCGAACUAUUGCAUGCUCGUGGCAACAUUGAUUGCUACUGUGAUUUUUGCUGCGGCCUUCACUGUACCAGGUGGCAACGAUCAAACAACAGGAACUCCUCUUUUCUUUAGAAGCAACUGGUUAAUGGUAUUUUUCAUAUCAGAUGCAAUAGCACUGUGUUCCUCUUCCACCUCAAUAGCAAUUUUCUUGUCAAUUCUCACGUCACGUUACACAGAAGAGGAGUUCUUAACGUCAUUACCUUCAAAGUUGAUGCUUGGAUUUGCCACACUCUUCCUCUCCAUGGUGGGCAUGAUGGUAGCCUUCAGCGCAACUUGCUUUCUAGUGUAUACAAGAGUAAGGGCUUGGGCUUCGUUUGCAGUAGUCAUUUCAGUUGGUAUCCCAAUUAUUUUGUUUGUUGGACUACAUCUCAGGCUUUUUGUUGAUAUAUUCCACUCAACUUACAAUUCUAGAUUUCUUUUUCGGCCAAAUGAAUGUAGACUUUUUCAGCAGAAGAUGCAAGACAAACAAAAAGAAAAGAAAAUUGGAAGAGGUUCAAGUGAUCUUGAAGACGGAAGGUAA